Messenger RNA from Ictidomys tridecemlineatus (thirteen-lined ground squirrel), 684 nucleotides. The record is from the annotation of a RefSeq genome assembly. Lineage: Eukaryota; Metazoa; Chordata; Mammalia; Rodentia; Sciuridae.
AUGGCUUACCCGCUCGAAUUAGGAUUUCAAGACGCUACAUCUCCCAUUAUAGAAGAGCUUUUACACUUUCAUGACCAUACCCUUAUAAUUGUUUUCUUAAUUAGCUCCUUAGUCCUCUAUAUCAUCUCAUUAAUAUUAACCACAAAAUUAACUCAUACAAGCACUAUAGAUGCUCAAGAAGUAGAAACUAUCUGAACCAUCCUUCCUGCUAUUAUCCUUAUUCUGAUUGCUCUCCCCUCUCUACGUAUUCUAUACAUAAUAGACGAAAUUAACGACCCAUCCUUAACAGUAAAGACAAUAGGCCACCAAUGAUAUUGAAGCUAUGAAUACACUGACUACGAAGACCUUAACUUUGACUCUUAUAUAAUUCCAACUUCAGACUUAGCCCCCGGAGAUCUACGACUUCUGGAAGUCGACAAUCGAGUUGUUCUUCCAAUAGAGUUACCUGUACGAAUAUUAAUCUCAUCUGAAGAUGUACUUCACUCUUGAGCAGUCCCAUCCCUUGGCUUAAAAACAGAUGCCAUCCCAGGCCGACUUAAUCAAGCUACGCUAACAUCAACACGACCAGGACUUUAUUAUGGGCAAUGCUCUGAGAUUUGCGGAUCAAAUCAUAGCUUCAUACCUAUUGUUCUUGAAUUAGUUCCACUAAAACACUUUGAAAACUGAUCCUCAUCAAUACUAUAA